Molecule: messenger RNA, 504 nt
Organism: Armigeres subalbatus
Lineage: Eukaryota; Metazoa; Arthropoda; Insecta; Diptera; Culicidae
Exons: 2
Coding region: 91-504 (137 amino acids)
Source: RefSeq, a predicted model, not a curated record
AUAGAAGAUGGGGACGAGGAAAUAGAGGUGGCCAUUUUCACAGCUUUCACGGACCCGUUCCGUCUGAAACAGCCGACACGAAGAGAAGAAAUGUUGCAGUUAAAUGUAAUUGAAUUUAAAAUUUCAACAUGGACGCCCAUGGACGCCCUCGAUCAUCGAAAGAAGAAUUCACGUUUGGUGUACUUUUUCUCGACAUAUUUAAAUCUCGGGUGCAAUAAAUUCAUGGCCAAGUGGCCAGCGUAUCUUGGAACCUGCGGUGGUAAACACUAUGUGCGUGCAAGAAUGACCGCCUGCCUUGUGCAGCUCUCGAUUAAUCUUGAUCGUGACAAGGAAAAAAUUUUUCGCAUCGAAUGGUGGUCCUUGGUAUUUGUAGUGAAUGCAGCCGAGCCACCUCGCUGGUGUACAACCGUUCCGCUGGAGUCUCUAGCUGUUCCAGCAAGCAUACUACCGCAUCAUCACCUCUUCACCGGAGUUUUCGAUUCCGAAGUGAGCACAAACUGUUGA